Aspergillus affinis is the source of this 2781-nucleotide messenger RNA. RefSeq lists its product as uncharacterized. NCBI's taxonomy places the organism in Eukaryota, Fungi, Ascomycota, Eurotiomycetes, Eurotiales, Aspergillaceae. Gene Ontology annotation, molecular function: transferase activity, transferring alkyl or aryl (other than methyl) groups; zinc ion binding; DNA-binding transcription factor activity, RNA polymerase II-specific. The record is from RefSeq and is a predicted model, not a curated record. Gene Ontology annotation, biological process: alkaloid metabolic process; regulation of DNA-templated transcription. The transcript has 5 exons. Bases 1 to 2781 code for a protein of 926 amino acids.
AUGGCAGUAUAUUCCUACCUUAUCCGGCGCCAAGACGGAUCUACAGGCAACGCCGGACGGAUACGACACAAGAAGUGCGACGAGGGGAAACCGGCCUGUCGUCAGUGCCAAGCAGAUAGGGUCGUUUGUGACGACUAUCCACACGUUCCCGCCCAGUCUAUCCCGUUCAAUGCCCCAUUGGCAUCCGAGACGACCCACUGCUCGACCCUGGAGGUCCAGUUCCUCCACCACUUCCGUACCUGCACCUGCACCUGUGUAGACUUGGCGGAAACUCCAGGCGGCAGCGUUUUCUGGACACAUUAUGCGCUACCCCUGGCCCACUGCGACGCGGCUGUGGCAAAGUCCAUCGCGGCAGCCGGUGUCGCACAUCGGAUAUUUAUCCAACGUGAGUCGGGGGGCACGUGGCCGCUGGACCGUGCCGCAUUAUGGUUGUACAAUGACGCCAUCACCUCCACCACUACCAGUUCCUAUCUGAGACCCGAGAGCAUUAUGGUAUGCUGUCUCUUGUUCAUUUGUUACGAGAGCAUGACGGGUCGAUAUGCGGAAUCAAUCCGACAUCUUAAAGGCGGUUUGAAGCUCCUCCCAACUGACGAAAUCCGCGCAGGCAUUCGUGACUCUGACUUCGCAAAGGAGCUCCUCAAUGUCUUCGGUCGUGUCAGUCUAGAGACGGUCUCCGCUUACGAUCAAACACGGCCUUUCCAAGACCUAAUAGAGGCGGAGCAAGCCAUGAAGAAGGUGGAUAUUGACUCCAUCCAAGAUAUACAGUUGUUUUUAAAACAGGAGUCCCCAUACACAGAAACCAACCUUCCCGGUCAAGAGUCGAGGAAAAUAGCCUUGGAUACUCUCAACACUCGCCUUCGGUAUUGGAAUGCCCGUUUCGACCCACUAGUUAAGGAGAUGUGCCGUUGGCCUUUACAAACGGAGGAAUUACAUCGCCUAAAACACUUACGACUCCAACAAACUCAAUGGCUUACUGUUCUCGGUAUUCACCUCCAAGACCAGACGUUCGUUGACAAAUCCUGCGCAACGUAUUUGACUUUAAUCGAAGGGAUGGUGCAAUCGCUUAUUUCACGACAAAGACGAACGUUCUCCAUAGACGGUGUCCUCAUCUCCGGAUUAUCUCUUGUUGUGUCCUCCACAUCUCGCCCCGAUCUCCAGAGAUAUGCAUGUCUACUUCUAAAUUCGCUAGACAGACGGGAAGGUCUAUGGGAUAGUCGCGAAAUUCUAGAACUACAUCAAGUUACGCUUUCACAAGACGAUCCUCGCAGCUGGUAUGCCCUACUUGUGUCAGGUGGCAUUCCCGCGUACAUGAAGAGCUUGUCUCUGGUUUCCAGUCUCAUAACUCCCGACAACUCUCUUUUACAGACCUAUUUCGGUCACUAUGAUGAUAAUCUUCCGUCUGUUAAUGAGAGCAUUCCAGACCUGUCGAUCGCUGCUGUCAAAGUCUUCUCAUCCCCAUCAUCAUUAGCACCCCGCCCCGAGAAACCUCUAGGAAUCCUCCUCACCAUGCUGCCUCCGUCCGCCGACUCGAACGAUGGACUCCCUUGGCAGAUCCUGGCCGAGGGACUGGGCUUCGACAACCGCGACCAUGAGCUAUGGUGGCUCAAUACCGCUGAAAGCCUCAACCGGGUGAUGAUUCAGUGCGGCUAUAGCGUCGACAUGCAGUACAAAUAUCUCUCCUUCUUCCACCGCCACGUGGUCGCCCGGCUGGGAACCUUCCGGCGCCCCGGGGUCGAACCAGACUUCAUCUGCGGUCUGUCGCACGGAGGACACCCGUUUGAGAUCAGUGUCAAAAUGGACAGCACCGCGGCCACCUGUAGGGUGGGCUUCAGCCCCAUCGGACCGUUCGCGGGAACGACACGCGACCCUCUAAACAGGGACAGCAAUCGCGAAAUGCUGGCGCAGCUGUCGACCAUGCUCCCGCAGAUUGACCUGCGGUGGUUCGAUCAUUUCCAUGGCCAGUUUGCCCUCGAUCACGAGCAACAGAAAGCCGUCACGAGCAAACUUCUUCGAGAGUCCCACGGAGUCGAGAGCCUAUCGAUCGACUUCAAAAACAACGACAUGGUGCCUAAGGCAUACUUCUACCCCAUCCCUGUCCAUAUCGGGUCGGGGAAGUCGCUAUUCGACUUAGGCUUCGGCGCGCUGGAGAGUUUGGAAAUGACCCGGGAGGAUGCCGGGUUAAAGUCGGCCGUGGCAGUGUUUAAGGAGUUUCUCAAGCCACGCGUACCCGCGGAGGGUACCAUGAAUGGAUCCCUGUUGGGCAUGGUCGGCAUCGACUGUCUCGAGUCGAGUAAGUCGCGGUUGAAACUGUACCUCGCCAAUUUCCGCAUGGACCUUGCCACAAUUCGCGAGUACUGGACCAUCGGCGGUGCGAUGAGUGAUGAGACCACGACGAAAGGACUUGAGUUGGCAGAAACGCUGGCCAAACGUUUGAACCUGGGUGACAAGGCCUGUGAGACAAUCGACCCGGAACGGUUGCCUUUCAUGUUGAACUACGAAGUGCGGCCUGGGAGCUCGGCGAUCAAGCCCCAAAUCUACUUCCCCCUGCUCGGAGUGAAUGACGAGUUCAUCGCGGAUGCAUUGAUGGAUUUCUUCAAGGUUCUGGGCUGGACGCAUUCAGCGACCCAUUACAAGGAGGAGCUGCGACAACGAUUCCCCCGACAAGACCUCUCGCAGACGAAGAACGUGCAGCGAUGGCUGGGAUUCUCCUACUCGGAGAAGAACGGACCGACGGUGAAUAUCUAUUAUGACGCUGUCGCAGGGAAUGUUGUCAAGGCUUGA